AUUUGUCAACCUCAUCAACGCUAGAGUCGCGUUUUAUUAUGUACAUACCAGAUGUUCAGCUGACUAAACCAAAACAAACGGAAAAUAUCAAUAAUUAAAUAAUAAUGGAUAAUAAUUUGGAAACAGAUACGACAACAGUGUCAUCAACUAGUCAAAAAUUAUUGACAUACAAUGAAAUAGCAAAAAAAUUAUUAAAUGAAAAAUUAUUAUUAACAGCAUUAGAAUUACAUGCUGAAUUAUGUGAAUCAGGUAAAGAAUUACCAAUAUUACGUGAUUAUUUUACAAACACAUCAAAUUUUGAAAUUCAAAAUAUAAAACCAGAACCAUUACCAAGAUCAUCAUCACAAGUAACAUUAGAUUCAUUAGAUAUGACAAGAUAUUCCGAAGAUGGUGGUACUGAUGAACGUGUCGCAAUAUUAGAAUUUGAAUUACGUAAAGCACGUGAUAAUAUAACAGCAUUACGUGAAAAUUUAACCGUUGUUGCUGAAACUGAAAAUGUCAUAACAAAUGAUAAAAUAAUUGAAAGAAAUAUUAAUGCUGAUAUUCCAAUUAAACCACAUGAACAAAGAUCAAUCAAUUUUUUAGUGUAUGAAUACUUACUAUCAAAUUUAUAUAAAUUAACGUCAAUAACAUUCAGUGAUGAAAAUGAAAACCAGGAUUUUGAACAUUGGGAUGAUGUUGGAUUAAAUAUUCCAAAGCCACCAGAUUUACUACAGAUUUAUCGUGAAUUUUUACGAGGAAAUGGUUAUGAAAAACCAAUAUCUCAUGAAAUUUGUGUACAAACUGAUUUUAAUGAUAAUUUAUCAUCUGAAAGUGAAAAUAUUUCUCAAAAAAAUAUAACUGAUGAACUGGAAAUUUUAAAAAAUCAAGUAUUAUCAUUGGAAAAAAUUAAUUUAGAUUUAGAAAAUCGUUUAAGUCUUGUAACAUCAACAACACCAACGAUAAAAACAAAAGAAAAACGUCAAUCAAAUGAUACUGCUAAUCAAAACUUGAGUUCAAAUUCCACAACACCAGAUAAAUUUGAAAUACUUGAAUCACCAACACGUGGAUCAUCAGAAAUCGAGUGUACUGAAAAUAAUGAAGAAGAAGAAGAAGAUAGUAGUAUAUCAGCUGUUGUUAGCCUUGGUGAUACUGAUCCAGGUGAUAAUAAUUGGACAAAAUUACAAUUACCACGUAUGGAUGUUACAAUUGAUACUCCAACAUUAACAAAUUCUCCAUCAAGAAUAUUACCAUUUAAAUUAAAACGUGAAAUAUUAUCUCAUUGUUUAACAAUAACACCAAAAAUUAAUAAUUUAAAUGAAUCAUUAAUUGACACUGUUACGUUAUCAUUACAAAAAAUAAUUCCCAAUAUUAUACCAAAUAAAAGAGAUGAAUCAAUACCACUUAUAUUAAAUACAAUAUGUAAAAAUAAUAAUUCAAUUGAACGUGAAAAAUUAUUACAAUUAUUAUUUAAUUUAAAAAAAAAACCACAAGACAAUGAUAGAAGAUUAUUAUUAAGUGGACUUAUUGGUAUUGUUAAAAUUGAUAAUACGCCACCAUAUCUAGAUGAAAUAUUAACAGUUGCAUGGGAACAAAGUCAACAUAAAUAUCCAGAAAGACGUUUACUUGCUGCUGAAUGUUGUGCUAAUUUAGCACCAUAUGCAACAAGUAGUGUAAGAAAUUCAUUGAUGUUAUCAAUGUUACAACAAAUGCUUGUUGAUGAUAAAGAAUCAAUUGUUAAAUCAUCUGUUGUUAAAAGUUUAUCAUUAUUAUUUGCAUUAAUGGAUGAUGCAGAAAAAUAUUAUCAAUGUGAAGAACUUGCAUUAACAGCAUUAGAUGAUAAUAGUAAUGAAGUAUUUGAACCAACAUCAAAAAUAUUAUUUCCAAUAUUAGCACAAUGGGCAUUAUCAUUAAAUAAAUUUAUAACAAAUUUAUUACCAAGAUUAUUAAAAAAAUUGAAAAUACAAUUAUUACCAAAUCAACAAACACCAAAUAAAAAUUAUCAUCGUGAUACUGAUAAAUUUUAUUUAACAAUAAAUGUAUUACAAAUAUUAUUACCACAUACAAUUGUUUGUAUUGUUAAUAAUGAUAUUGUCAAAUCAUCAAUCAAUGAUACUACAUCAUCUGAUAUACCACGUUGUAUAUUAUCAUUGUGUCAUUCAUCAAUGUCAAAUCCAAAUAUAUUUUUUAAUGAUAAUGAAAAUAUUGGAAUAUUAAUAAAUACAUUUUUAAAUAUUUCAUGGAAUAAUAAUGAAUGGAAUGAGUAUAAAUGGUUAAGUGAUAAAUUUAUUCCUGAAAUAAUUGAUAUGAUAAAAUUAAUUGAUAUACAUCAAGAUAAUGUAUUAAAUUUAUUAAUUAAUUAUAUACAAUGUUUAUGUAUUGGUUUUGGUAAAAUUUUUACAAAUGAAAAAAUUAAAAAACUAUUUGAAAUUGAAAUAAAAGAACUUGAAGAUCAAUUGAUGGAUUUAUCAUCUGAUAUUGUGAUAAAAAAUUUAACAUUAAUACCAGCAUAUUUAACAAUAUUAUCAACUAUUGAUAUAUCAGAAAUGUCAAAAAUACUUAAACAUUUUAUAAUAAUAUUAUCAAUGAGUAAUUAUGAUUCAACAUGUUUAAUUUUAACAGUUAAAAUACUUGUUAAAAAUAUACAAAUUGUUGAUAAUUUAUUGACAACACUGUGGGAUUGUGUUGUACAUCAAAGACCAAUUGUCCGUACAACAUCAGCAAAAUUAUUUUCUGUAUUAAUUAAAAUUGUUAAUGAAAGAUUAGUUACAUCAAGAAUAGCACCAGCAAUUGUAACCCUAGCAAGUGAUUCUGAUUUAAUGGUUAAAUCAGAAGCAAUUAUUGCACUUGGUAAAUUAAUAACAGAAGCUAAAUUAAUAAGAGAAGCUAAAGAUAAAGGUAGAUUAACACUUGAAACAAUUGUUAAAGAACCACAAGGUAUACCAUCAGUAUUGUUAAUACCAAUUGUAACAACAUUAGCACAUAUUGCACCAAAUUGUCCUCAACAUUUUGUAGAAGAUAUCAUUGCAACACAAUUAACUGUUAUAACAUCUACAGCACUACAACAAAAUCGUAGAGUUGAUCUUGCUGGUGUAUUGCUUGAUGCAUAUUCAAUAUUAGUUUAUUGUUCAUUAAGUGAUAAAUGUGUAUUUGAUAUUUUAUUGCCUGGUUUGAGAUAUUUAGAUAAUCUUAUUGAACAAUUAAUACCACAAAAAAAAGAUAUUGUUAGAUCUUUAAUUAGAGAAGCCGAAUCAAGACAAAAUCAUACAAAAACUAUUGAAAGAUCAUCUUCAACAAGCUCAGGAUUAUCUUUAUCGCUUGCAACUGCAAAUGUUGGACAAGGUGUUGAAGAUAUGCGACAAAGAAUGUCAAAAAUAUUCACACAAAAACCCAGUUCACCCAGUCUACCAAGUAUUUUUAGAAAAAAAUAAUAUUUUUGAAUACGAAAAAAAAAGAAAGAAAAGAAUUAUAUAUUUUGAGAAUUUUGAAUGGUGCCUUAGAUCUUAUUAGAAUAUUUAGUUUAUAAAAAAAAACAAACAUUAUUUUUUUGUUAUAUUAUUCGUACUUGUUAGUGUAUUUUAUACAACAACAAACCAAGAUCUUAUUUUUUCGUGAAAGACAUUUUUUAUCGAGAUCAAGCUGUAAAAAUAUUUUUAUUUUAUCUACAUUUUACUGUUAAAUAAAUAUAUAUACAUACAUAUUGUUUUUAUAUAUUAUACUAAAUAAACGGUUUCUUUGAAUACGUUAAAAUGUGUAUUUUGAUGUUAUUUUUUAUAUAUUCAUAAAUAAAAACCUAAUCAUCAACGUUUCUUUAACAA
Messenger RNA from Aphidius gifuensis, 3797 nucleotides. Its product is annotated as RAB11-binding protein RELCH homolog. Gene Ontology annotation, cellular component: trans-Golgi network; recycling endosome. Gene Ontology annotation, biological process: intracellular cholesterol transport. NCBI's taxonomy places the organism in Eukaryota, Metazoa, Arthropoda, Insecta, Hymenoptera, Braconidae. The record is from RefSeq and is a predicted model, not a curated record. Gene Ontology annotation, molecular function: protein binding. The coding region runs from base 105 to 3410 and encodes 1101 amino acids. The transcript has 4 exons.